Molecule: messenger RNA, 2134 nt
Organism: Megalobrama amblycephala (Wuchang bream)
Lineage: Eukaryota; Metazoa; Chordata; Actinopteri; Cypriniformes; Xenocyprididae
Product: streptococcal hemagglutinin-like
Exons: 5
Coding region: 542-2041 (499 amino acids)
Source: RefSeq, a predicted model, not a curated record
CAUUUUUUUUUUUUUUUGGCUGUUACGGCAAACCAAAAUAUUUUUAAGGAUGGCCUUAGCCACGACCAGUUGUAGCAAUAAAAUACAUGUUCUUAUAGGUAUUCAAGAUUAUUUUAUUAAUCAUCUGGCAUGCGAUGAGCCAUCUCGGUUAUGUGUUUCAUCCACUUUUGACGCACAUCUUGGUCCUCCGCUCGACCAGGAACUCUGUGAAAUCCGUAUGGCCGUAAACAUGGGCAGUCAAUGUGCAACAAAGCUUCGUGGAUUACACAAACGGUUUUAUUCCAGGCCUGUAGUUUUGUGCUGUUGUUAAAACAACCAACCACACAACACGCUCUGCCCGGCAUCACUGGACAGCAUAGGUACUAAAAAACUAUAUAGCUAACAUCUGCUACAGCCUACGGGACCAACACGCUACUUCUGCUACUUCCUUAGCAGCAAGGCACGCAGUAAUGGCGGCGCUGCUUUACUUCCGUGUUUCGCCGGAUUUGUCUAUACAAAGCAGUUGGAGAGCACCAAACAAGACAAUGUGAUUGAGAAGAAAAUGAAGGGUCAGCUGGAGUGGCAUUCAACAAAACAUAGAGGCCUUGAAGUCAUUCUUGACAAGGAGGAAGAUGCUCUGUUCAGGACAAGCCCAGCUUUGAAAGGCCUUGAAGUCAUUCUUGACAAGGAGGAAGAUGCUCUGUUCAGGAGAAGCCCAGCUUUGAAAGUGUUUGAGACUCCUACCACCUCUGAGACUCGCACUGCCUCUCUGAAUGGCACUGCAUCUGAGACUGACACCGUCUCUCAGACUGCCUCUGAGACUGACUUGGUGUCUCAGACUGCUAGUCAAACCAAACAAGAAAAAAUGAUCAGGAAUCCAACGAAGGCAGAACUGGAGUGGCAUUCAACAAAAUAUAGAGUGUUUGAGACUCGCUCCACCUCUGAGACUCCCACUGUCUCUCUGAAUGGCAGGGCAUCUGAGUUUGCCACUGCCUCUGAAACUGCCACUGACUCUAAGACCAACAUUGCCUCUGAAACUGCCACUGCCUCUGUGAUUGACACGGCGUCUCAGACUGCUACUGCCUCUGAGGCUGCCUCUGAAACUGCCUCUGAGAUUGACACAGCAUCUGAAACCAGCAUUGCCUCUGAAAUUGACACAGCCUCUCAGACUGCCACUGCAUCUGAGAUCGCCACUGCCUCUGUGAUUGACACGGUGUCUCAGACUGCUACUGCCUCUGAGGCUGCCUCUGAAACUGCCUCUGAGAUUGACACAGCAUCUGAAACCAGCAUUGCCUCUGAAAUUGACACAGCCUCUCAGACUGCCACUGCAUCUGAGAUCGCCACUGCCUCUGUGAUUGACACGGUGUCUCAGACUGCUACUGCCUCUGAGGCUGCCUCUGAAACUGCCUCUGAGACAGACACAGCAUCUGAGACCAACACUGCCUCUGAAACUGCCUCUGAGACGGACACAGCAUCUGAGAUCAACACUGCCUCUGAAAUUGGCACUGCCUCUAAAAUGACACUGCCUCUGAAACUGACUCUGUCACAGAGACUCACCCUGCCUCAGAGACUCGCACUGCCUCUCAGACUGACAUUGUCUAUCAGACUGAGAUUGUCUCAGAGUCUGACACUGCCUCUGAGACUGACGAUGCUUCUCAGACUGACACCGUCUCAGAGACUCACACUGUUUCAGAGACUGACACUCUCUCUUAGACUGAGACUGUCUCUCAGACUCACACUGCCUUGGAGACAACACCACCUUUCAAAAUGCAUUUUAACUUCCAUUGCAUUUGAGAAUGACACUGCAUCAGAGAUUGUCACUGCAUUGGAGACUGUAACUGCAUCAGAGACUGACACCACAUCAGAGAUUGUCACUGCAUUGGAGACUGUCACUGCAUCAGAGACUGACACCACAUCAGAGAUUGUCACUGCAUUAGAGACUGUCACUGUCUCUCAGACUGCCACUACCUCUCAAUUACCACUGGAUUUGAUGCAGCUGUUGCUUCUCAGACAUCCACUGUCUCUGAGACUGUCACUCCCUGAAGACCUGAACCCCUUUUAACAUCUGUGUAACAUAGUUCGUAGAUCAGGGAAGAAGGAGAUGGGAACCGGUGAAUGUUCAACAAUUCUUUAAUAAAUAAACAAACACAAAACA